CUUAUGAAGGAAGUAUGCCGUGAAGCCCUUUAACGAAAGAAAUGCGCCCUCAUUGGUUUCCACGGUGUUUACGGAGUGAGAGCCAAUCAUAUGUGCCCGCUGAUCCAGGUGAUAUCCCUCCUACCAGUAUCUCCGGAGUAGGUUUAUUUUGGUUUACCCCCCGCUCCUGUAUCGCCGCCAUUAGAGCCAGUCACAUCGGCAACAGAAAUGGGAAUUCCGGUGUUUAAAACCCACUAAAACCCGCUUUGAUCCGAAGAUCGCGGUGGUGGUUGGGGUUUCAGAGGAAGGGAGAGAAAUAACAUGGGUGUUCGGCCGCAGAAUCCCUCGGCUGUCUCGGUAGAUUGUCGGUGCUGAGCUGGAUUUGGACCCGAUCGGAUUGGGUUUCGGUAGGACAGACGUUCGGUUUGCAGAAGGGCGAACUCGGGAACGGUAGUGUUUGCAAACACAAGUGUGGAGGGCAAAGACAGGAGAAGCUGGAGGCGCUGUGACUGUGAGAGAGUUAAAGCAGGUGAAGAACGGAGGACCGACCGGCGGGAGGGAGGGAGGGAGGGGGGGGGCGAUCAGCUGCUGUGACCAGCACGAGCGAGGAUGACAGAUUUUGGCUUGAAGUGGAGCUGCGAGUACUGCACCUACGAGAACUGGCCGUCCGCCAUCAAAUGCACCAUGUGUCGGGCUCAAAGGCACAACGCGCCCAUCAUCACCGAGGAACCCUUCAAGAGCAGCUCCAGCCUGGACCCGCAGCUCUGCACCACCCAGCUCAUCUGCCCCGACUCCAGCGCCCGGCCUCGGGUCCGGAUCGCCGACGAGCUGCCCGAGACCAGCAGCAAAUGGUCCUGCCACAUGUGCACCUAUCUGAACUGGCCCCGUGCGAUUCGCUGCACGCAGUGCCUCAGUCAGAGGCAGCAGGACUCCCAACACGCCCCGCUCAGUCCGUCUGAAGCCCCACAGACGUCAGAUUCAGGGUCCAGACCUACUCCGGUCACCUCGGAUCCGUGCGAGGAGUACAACGAUCGGAAUCGGCUCAACAUGCACGCGCAGCGUUGGCCGUGCUCAGCUUGCACCUAUGAGAACUGGCCAAAGAGUUUGAGGUGUGUGGUGUGUGACCACCCUAAACCCAGCAGCUCGCCCGAGGCGCCUCAGCUGGAUUCGGAAGCGGAGAGCGCUACUUCUCCGUCGAUAGUGAACGAGCAGGAGCGGGAUAACCUAAGGACAGCGGGGGGAGGGGGGGUGAGCAGGGGCAGGCAGAGGAAACUCUCUCCCCCUACGUGUAAAGGGCAGGCGGAGGUGAAGAUCGAGCUGGCGUCGGGAGCGGUGGGCAGUGAUAACGAGCAGGAGGCGGACUUUAAAAAACUCAAACAGAUCCGGAACAGGAUGAGGAGAGGCGACUGGCUCUUUCUGAACGCCUGCGCUGGUGUAGUGGAGGGGGAUCUGGCCGCUGUGGAGGCGUAUAAGUCAUCCGGUGGUGACAUCGCACGUCAGCUGACCGCAGACGAGGUGCGGAUUCUCAACCGCCCAUCUGCGUUCGACGCUGGCUUUACUUUGGUGCAUCUGGCCAUCCGCUUCCAAAGACAAGACAUGCUCGCGGUGCUGCUCACGGAGGUAUCUCAGCAAACGGCGAAGUGUAUACCUGCUCUGGUGUGUCCUGAGUUAACAGAACAGAUCCGCAGAGAGGUGGCGGCAGCACUUCACAGACGUAAAGGAGAGUUUCCCUGUUACUUCUUCACUGACCUCGUCACCUUCACAUUACCAGCAGAUAUUGAAGACCUUCCCCCAAAUGUUCAAGAGAAACUGUUUGAUGAAGUCCUGGAUCGAGAUGUACAAAAAGAGCUGGAAGAGGAGUCUCCCAUUAUUAACUGGUCUCUGGAGCUGGGCACGCGUCUGGACAGCCGGCUAUAUGCUCUGUGGAACCGAACCGCUGGAGACUGCCUUCUGGAUUCAGUGUUACAGGCCACGUGGGGGAUUUACGACAAAGACUCUGUCCUGAGAAAAAGCCUCAACGACAGCUUACACGACUGCUCUCACUGGUUCUACACACGCUGGAAAGAGUGGGAAUCUUGGUAUUCCCAGAGCUUUGGUUUGCAUUUCUCUUUGCGGGAGGAACAGUGGCAGGAGGACUGGGCGUUUAUACUGUCAUUAGCGAGUCAGCCGGGUGCGAGUUUAGAGCAGACGCACGUGUUUGUCUUGGCACACAUCCUUCGGAGGCCUAUCAUAGUGUACGGUGUGAAAUAUUACAAGAGCUUCAGAGGAGAGACGCUGGGAUACACACGCUUUCAGGGUGUAUACCUGCCUCUAUUAUGGGAGCAGAGUUUUUGCUGGAAGAGUCCUAUUGCCCUGGGUUACACACGCGGACAUUUUUCCGCCUUGGUUGCCAUGGAGAACGAUGGCUACGAUAAUCGAGGUGCGGGCGCCAACUUGAACACAGACGAUGAUGUCACGGUCACUUUCCUUCCACUGGUUGACAGUGAACGAAAGCUGUUGCACAUUCACUUUCUGUCAGCACAAGAGAUGGGGACGGAGGAGCAGCAGGAGCGGAUGCUGCGGCAGUGGAUGGACUGCUGUGUUACAGAGGGCGGGGUUUUGGUGGCCAUGCAGAAGAGCUCAAGGAGGCGGAACCACCCGCUUGUCACUCAAAUGGUGGAGAAGUGGCUGGACGGUUACCGACAGCUUGCCGCUUGUCCUACUCUCUCUGACGGGGAGGAAGAAGAGGAGGACGAAGACGAGUGAAGAACCACCGGCGUCACUUUAACACUACAACACGGCCCCCUUGCGUUCCCCCACAUACGGAAACACACAAACCUACACACCCCUAGCCCUGACCGAACGACAAACCCGAGCUAUCCUUUUUGUUUUUUGUCCCUAAUACGACAAAUGGGUUUGUUGCAAAAUAAAGGAAUGCAAUCAUGA
This is a messenger RNA of Labeo rohita (rohu), 2904 nucleotides long. RefSeq names its product zinc finger, RAN-binding domain containing 1b (gene zranb1b). Bases 589 to 2724 code for a protein of 711 amino acids. The transcript is spliced from 10 exons. Gene Ontology annotation, biological process: protein K29-linked deubiquitination; protein deubiquitination involved in ubiquitin-dependent protein catabolic process; cell migration. The record is from RefSeq and is a predicted model, not a curated record. Gene Ontology annotation, cellular component: nucleus; cytoplasm. Gene Ontology annotation, molecular function: cysteine-type deubiquitinase activity; K63-linked polyubiquitin modification-dependent protein binding. NCBI's taxonomy places the organism in Eukaryota, Metazoa, Chordata, Actinopteri, Cypriniformes, Cyprinidae.